Molecule: messenger RNA, 1934 nt
Organism: Cladocopium goreaui
Lineage: Eukaryota; Dinophyceae; Suessiales; Symbiodiniaceae
Source: the annotation of a GenBank genome assembly
GAGGAAACCGAGGAAGAAAACUGAACAUGAAGAGAUGAUAGCCUUGGAGAUGCACUCGAGUCGCGAGCGCUUAGCCUUCGGUUUGAUCUGUAUGUACGCAGCGAUUUGCUUUGCUUUUCUUCUUCUGAUUGAGAUCCAAAUUGAAGAAGUAUGGGUUCCAAGUGUUUGUUGGGCCCUCCUUGGGCAUGCUGCUUACUUCCUGUUAUGUAUCUGGAUGCCACGCCUUUUGGGCCGGGAUAUUGCCUACAUCCUUUUUGCAAUCUCUACGAUGUUUUAUCUGACUCCAUGGGUAUCAGACCUUUCGUCGUACGUUGAUAUCUCAUGGACUCUGGUGCUUGUGCUGCGCAUCCCUUCUGUGAUCAUCCCAAGGAACAUUUUCUCCGUGGUCUUGUGCAACCUCUGUUUCUUCGUCAUGACAUGUAUCAGGAUUUUCCUGGACGACUGGAGCACGGUUGACAGGGAGAGCCCUUUGCGGAAUCCAAUCUUAGGCCGUGUUUUGGUCUUGGAGCUCCUCGCCAGCCUCGCAGUACUCGCCUUUGCAGUCCUGGUGAAGGCGUUUCUGAGGAAGAGUGCAGAGAAGAGCCUAGAAGUUGGAGCCUCUUCAAAACUCUCGCAGCAGUUGAAUGCUGCCACCUCGUUGUUGCACUUGUGUUGCGACGCUGUUGUAGAGCUUGACAGUCGCCUUCGUUUGAGGAAGCACUCCUCGGAAUUGGCGGCAAUGUUGUUGCGGGACUUUCAAGGUGCUUCCCUCGCAGAGAUGAAGUUGACCGACUUCAUGCCGGCUGUGGAUGCAUCCAAGGCAAUGACAUAUCUCCAGGAUUUUCGCAGUACCAGCAACAGUUCAAUGAGUUUUAAGGUAAGCGACAACAAACAGGCUCAUGCUUUCAUCUCGCGAAUGGUGGAUAGUGGAGCCACCAAGUUGAAGGUGGAGAUUUUCCAAGUGAUGUACCAAAAUCCAGGGGGUGAAAUCUGUCAUUUGGUUGGCAUCAGAGACAUCACGGACUCCAAACCCUUCGUCAGCGAUGAGGAGAUGAGCGAUGUGACCAUCCCCUUUCAGGAGCAAGCAAGUGAAAGCAGGAGUGGUGAGCUUGAUAUGUCCCUCAGGUCUAGCCAAGCGAGGGUUUGUUUGGACUUGGAUGUGGGCGAAUUGAGGGUAGCCUCAGCCACUGCACCGUUGACCCACGUGGUGGGUGCAUCCAUCGAAAAGAUCUUCCCUCAAUCCAUUUGUAUGUUGAUGAAGCGGAUCUGUGACGAGGGGCGCUUAUUCUUGGACAGGAACGAGCCGCUGCCAGGAAAGACCUUUAGCUUUGAAAGUCUGCCUGCUCAAUGGUCUGCAGAUCGCAAUCCUGAAGAUAUCUCAGGUUUCUUCCAGUUGGCCAGGAACGUCUCGGGCAAAUCCCAUGUGUUGAUGUUCUUCAGCCGCGGCAAUCGUCAGACUCCUCCGGGUUCUCCGUUGAGUCCCUUGAGCCCGUGGAGCCUUAGCCCCCCCAGUGUGAGCCGUCGCAGUUCCAACCGCUCCAACCGCGAGCGCAGCACGGGCGGCGAGCGCGUGGUGAACCUGGCGUCGCUGGGCCGCGGCUCGCCCCGGACGCCACAGCCGACGAGUACCGGUGAAAUCACACCCUCCUUGGCCGGAGGCCGCGACAAAAGUCCCAGAAGCUCGAUUCCCCUGUGACUUAGGAACCAAGACGGAUGGCCUGUGGCUUCGCCAUUGACCAAGAUUUUGCCUUGAAACCAUUUGAAACCACUAGCCAUGGUCCUUACAAGAGUGAGUCGUCGGGUCGUUGAAAAAUCGAGAAUUCUUCCGCAGCUCCUGCACGCCUGAUGCGCGUGUUUUUCCUCUGGCGGAGCUCUCUUUUGUCCUGCCCUGCACGGGACAUAGUACUGGGCUGUGGGCUGGACACGUACAUAUUAUAUAUGCAUAUAUAUAUACA